Molecule: messenger RNA, 1853 nt
Organism: Erythranthe guttata (spotted monkey flower)
Lineage: Eukaryota; Viridiplantae; Streptophyta; Magnoliopsida; Lamiales; Phrymaceae
Gene: SKD1
Product: AAA-type ATPase family protein
Biological process (GO): endosomal transport; vacuole organization
Molecular function (GO): ATP binding; ATP hydrolysis activity
Source: RefSeq, a predicted model, not a curated record
CGCGUGAGGGGGGUUGCGUGAGCACUGAGCAGCCAAUAAAAGCGCGUUUACAUCACGCGACUUCAGGUCAACAAUUUCCAAUCCCCAAUUUGUGAUACAAACGUGUACUUUCGCAGCCCAUUCCCUAAUUCCCCCAACCUAAUCCACCAAUUCAACCUUCAAUCCCGAAAAAAAUUCGAAGAAUUCAUCCUCCAUUCUCCGAUCUACGUCUCCGCAGAAGAAAACGAGCUGAAAAAUCAACAAUCGAUCGAAUCCGCCGUUGACAAAAUUUUUUCAAACUUUUAUGAUCGGCAAGGAUGUACAGCAAUUUCAAGGAGCAAGCGAUCGAGUACGUCCGGCAGGCGGUGGCGGAGGAUAAUGCCGGGAACUACGCCAGAGCGUUCCCGCUGUACAUGAACGCCUUGGAGUAUUUCAAAACCCACCUCAAGUAUGAAAAGAACCCUAAAAUUAAGGAAGCCAUCACGCAGAAAUUCACCGAGUACUUGCGCCGGGCCGAGGAGAUCCGGGCCGUGCUUGAUGAGGGCGGUUCGGGACACUCUGCCAAUGGGGGGGAUGCUGCCGUGGCGACCCGGCCCAAGACCAAGCCCAAGGAUGGGAAAGAUGGGAAUGAUGGGGAUGAUGCUGAUAAGGAGAAGCUUCGGUCUGGUUUGAAUUCCGCGAUUGUUAGGGAGAAGCCCAAUGUUAAGUGGAACGAUGUUGCCGGAUUGGAGAGCGCCAAGCAGGCCUUGCAGGAAGCUGUGAUUCUUCCUGUGAAAUUCCCCCAGUUCUUUACUGGGAAAAGACGCCCAUGGAGGGCGUUUCUUUUGUACGGUCCACCUGGAACAGGAAAAUCAUACUUAGCCAAGGCUGUUGCCACUGAAGCUGACUCGACAUUUUUCAGUAUUUCUUCUUCAGACUUGGUUUCAAAAUGGAUGGGUGAAAGUGAAAAGCUAGUCGCUAACCUCUUCCAAAUGGCACGAGAAAGUGCUCCCUCCAUUAUAUUUGUUGAUGAGAUAGAUUCCCUUUGUGGCCAACGUGGAGAAGGAAAUGAGAGUGAAGCUUCCAGACGAAUUAAAACAGAACUGCUGGUGCAGAUGCAGGGCGUAGGCCACAAUGACGAUAAAGUUCUUGUUCUUGCUGCAACAAAUACUCCUUAUUCUCUUGAUCAGGCUAUUAGGCGACGAUUUGACAAGCGCAUUUACAUCCCCCUACCAGAUGCGAAGGCAAGACAGCACAUGUUCAAGGUGCAUUUAGGAGAUACACCUCAUAACUUGACUGAAGCUGACUUUGAAGCCCUAGGUCAGAAAACUGAAGGUUUUUCUGGUUCUGAUGUUUCUGUUUGUGUGAAAGAUGUCUUAUUUGAGCCUGUCCGCAAAACCCAAGAUGCUAUGUACUUUUUUAAGACUUCUAGUGGAAUAUGGAUACCAUGCGGACCCAAGCAACAAGGUGCCAUCCAGAUAACCAUGGAGGAGCUUGAUGCACAAGGACUUGCUUCAAAGAUUACUCCACCACCUAUAUCAAAAUCAGACUUUGAUAAGGUGCUUGCGAGACAGAGACCGACUGUGAGCAAAAGCGACCUUGAUGUGCACGAAAGAUUCACCAAGGAGUUCGGUGAGGAAGGUUGAAGAACGUGUGGUGAUUGGGUUUUGUUUUUUUCUUCGACUCGGUGCAAUUUCAAGGCAUUUGUAUAUUGUGUUUUAUUCACUGGAUUUAAACAUUAUUAGCCCUCAUCGAUAGGUGACCGCAUAUUUAUCCUGCACUUGGCUGGAAAAUGAGCCGACACUUUUCAAAAUGCAUGUUAUCUUUUAAAUGUUGUGUACAAACAUUAAAACUACUGCAACGAAUGUUGUUAAUAUAUGGUGUGUUUUUCAUGU